Messenger RNA from Condylostylus longicornis, 1859 nucleotides. Its product is annotated as transmembrane protein 198. The transcript is spliced from 8 exons. Bases 537 to 1589 code for a protein of 350 amino acids. NCBI's taxonomy places the organism in Eukaryota, Metazoa, Arthropoda, Insecta, Diptera, Dolichopodidae. Gene Ontology annotation, cellular component: plasma membrane. The record is from RefSeq and is a predicted model, not a curated record.
UUACCUUUGACGAAGUCUAACGUUUGUUAACGGUACGGAAAACAAGAAAAUAAUAAAAUAUUAAUAAAAUUGUGUUUAUAUAUGCAUAAAAUGUAUAAUAAUGCUGGUACAUAAGUACUAUGUGUAAAAAAUAUAGAAAAGAAAAAAUGUUGAAAAAAAUCACUUAUUAUUGUGAAUUAAAUCUAGUGUAAAAUGCCAUGAAUAAUAUUGUGAAUUUAAAAAAAAGCAAACAAUAUUAAACAAGUCUCAAAUUUAAAUUUCAUUUGAAAUAAUAAAUAAAUUUUAAUGUGAACAAAGAAAACAUGAAUAAAAACGGGUGAAAAUUAAAAUUAAAAUAAAAGAAAAAAUCAUAAUGUAAUUGAGAAUAAAAAUUUAAUUUUUUUGAUUUUUAAUUUAUAAUUAAAAAAAUAAAUAAAUCAACAAUUUUUUUAUAAUAUUAAAAUUCAAUUUUUUUUUUUUUUUAAAUAAAAUACCAAAAAAAAAAAAAUAAGUUAAUUUAAAUAAAAAUAAAAAUAAAAAAAAAGCAAAAAUCAAAAAUGCAUUACAAAGAGGAUUAUGGAACAGCUGAUCAUCCAAAAGAAUUGGAUUGGCCAUUUUUAAUAAAGGGUAUUAUGGAUAAUCCAUCAUGUCCGUCAACACCACCCGAAACAGUUCAAGCUCUAUUAUGGACAACAGUAGCAGUAUUUGGAAUUGUAUAUGCUCUAUUGGGUUAUAGAUGUCUUCGGGCAAUUGGAUUUUUAAGUGGAUUACUUGUUGGAGCAAAUACAAUAUUUAUAUUACAAAGUCUUAAAGUAACGAAUUUGGAGACACCAGCCGAUUCAGCUUUAGCUAUUGUAAGUGGUUUUGUUGGUGCAGUAUUAGGUUCAGCUCACCCAGUGGCGUCAGCUUUAGUAAGUGCUUUCGCUGGAGCAAUACUUGCUGCAAUUGCAAUGGUUGUAUGUGUUGCAACAAUGCCUGAUAAUGAAUUUGGUACAAGGGAACUAUAUGUGGCAAUUAUAGGUGGAGCAAUAAUAUUUGCUGUGUUGACAUUGUGCUGUGUUAAAUAUGUAACAAUAUUAGCGAGUAGCAUAGUUGGUACUGCAAUGAUAAUGGCAUCAGUAGAUUUUUUUAUGCAUAAUUUAGAAACAAUAGGAUGGUUAACAAAUAUGAAACCGAAUCCUUCACCUCCACCAUGUUGGGGUGGAGUAUUAUUAUGUUCUUGGCCUGUGGCAGCAAUUGUUAGUGUUAUGGUACAAUGUUUCAUUACUGGUUGGCGUGUUGAUCACAGAAAACGUAUACAAUAUAGAAGACAAAUACCAAGAUCAAAUUCAAGGCCACGUGAAACAAGAGAAGAAGCUAGACAACGAAAAUAUCGUUAUUUAUAUCAAGUUCGUACAGCUAGAGGUGAUAUUAUAUCACAGAAUUAUGUAUCAGCAUUACAAAAACGUAUACAACCUGGUAUUGAUACACCAUCAGAACAUUCAAUUAAUAAAAAUAGCUCAAAUGAACGUAAUUCAAUGCGUAGCGAUAGAACUGAUAGAACUCAUUUUACACAUAUUCCAGAUUCUGAUAUCAAUGAUAAAAUGGAAAUUGUUAAUGAAAGAGGAUAACAAAUAAUGUAUAGACAUUAGGAAUAUUAUUAUUAAGUAAUAAUAUUAAAAUAAGUAAUAAUUAUAUACUAUUUAAAAAAAUACAAUACAAAAAAAAAAUUAAAAAAUAAAACAGUCCCGAUUUUGAAAAAUUAAUAAAACACAAAAUAAUUGUUUAAAAAAAAAAUACAUAAAAAAAAAAUAAACUAAAAAAUUAACAAACAAACGUGAUAAAUUACAUUUAUGUAUAAAUAUUUUAUAAAUAUAAAUAGCUAUAUACAUAUUUAUGAU